AUGAUCGCUUUAGGCGUCGUACUGCCAGUCAAUAUGCAUUGGCUUUCACGGCAUUGCUUUACUGUUAUCUCUUUAUUCUUUUUUCUUUCUUUAUCUCUGUUCUUCCUUCAUUUUUUCAUCUCUUCAUUUUCUUUCUUUCUUUCUUUUCCCUUUUUCAUUUCUUUCUUUCUUACUUUCUUUUCAUCUCUUUCUUUUUUCAACUCUUUAUUUCUUUUCACCUCUUUCUUUCUUUCUUUCUUACUUUCUUUUCAUCUCUUUCUUUUUUCAACUCUUUAUUUCUUUUCACCUCUUUCUUUCUUUCUUUCUUUCUUUCUUUCUUACUUUCUUUUCAUCUCUUUCUUUUUUCAACUCUUUAUUUCUUUUCACCUCUUUCUUUCUUUCUUUCUUUCUUUCUUACUUUCUUUUCAUCUCUUUCUUUUUUCAACUAUUUCUUUAUUUCUUUUCGCCUCUUUCUUUUUUCAACUAUUUCUUUAUUUCUUUUCGCCUCUUUCUUUCUGUCUUUCUUUCUUUCUUUACUCUGUUCUUUCGGAAUCUUUUCCUAGUAGCAUUUCUUAUAAUCCUGCCAUAAUCGCUGCCGACCUCCACCACUUCCAGCCACCAUAA
Acanthosepion pharaonis is the source of this 603-nucleotide messenger RNA. The record is from the annotation of a GenBank genome assembly. Lineage: Eukaryota; Metazoa; Mollusca; Cephalopoda; Sepiida; Sepiidae.